Molecule: messenger RNA, 2913 nt
Organism: Papilio xuthus (Asian swallowtail)
Lineage: Eukaryota; Metazoa; Arthropoda; Insecta; Lepidoptera; Papilionidae
Gene: ae48
Product: alpha-esterase 48
Exons: 5
Coding region: 225-2333 (702 amino acids)
Source: RefSeq, a predicted model, not a curated record
CACAUAUUUUUAGGCGCUGGAAGGCAUCGGCCACCGCCACCAACAUUGGUAAUCCAAUCUCCAAUCCAAGAUCGGUUCAUUGGUUGGCUGUUGGCUGCACUGCGAGUGCUAAUGCCCGCUAGGUCACGAGUGCGCUAGCGAAUCGUGUGUUCAAAUUGCUGUGAAUUUAAACAGAGAUUAGUAAAUUUGUGUCAUUGAAUUGCGUACAGUAUAAACACGGAGAAAUGAUAGCGGCGGUGAAUGACUUUUUAGAUGACCUGCGUGGCGGCAGAAUGAGCGAGGCACCUAUAGUGAGGGUGGCGCAGGGUGCGCUGCAGGGCCGUAUUGCCAACGCGCCCUCCGGCAAGGCCUACUACAGUUUCCAGGGCAUCCCCUACGCGAAACCACCCCUAGGCUCGCUCAGGUUUAAAGCUCCGCAGCCCCCGGAGCCCUGGGAGGAUGUGCGCGACGCCACCGUGGAGGGGAACGUCAGCGCGCAGGUGGAUCAAAUGGCGGGCCGGCAGUACGUCGGCGACGAGAACUGCCUCUUCCUGAAUGUGUACACGCCGCGCCUCGAGGGACCUCCCCUGCCCGUCAUGGUGUUCAUACACGGCGGCGGCUUCUCCUUCGGCUCCGGAAACACCUCCCUGUACGGCCCCGACUACCUCGUGGAGAAGGACGUCGUCGUCGUCACCGUCAACUACAGGCUGGGACCGCUCGGCUUCCUCUGCCUGCACACGCCGGAGGUGCCCGGCAACGCCGGCCUCAAGGACAUGGCGCAGGCGCUGCGCUGGAUCCGGGAUAACGUGCAAGGCUUCGGCGGCGACCCCGCCAACCUGACCGUGUUCGGCGAGAGCGCGGGCGGCGUCGCUACUUCGCUGCUCACCGCCAGCCCCCUCACCAGGAACCUGGUCAGCAAGGCCGUCAUCCAGUCGGGCACGGCGCUCCACAGCUGGGCCUUCCAGAGCGACCCGCUGUACAACGCGCGGCAACUAGCGCGCUCGCUCGGCUGCGACGCGGAGGACAUCGACGGCAUCCUCGAGUUCCUCUCCACGACGCCCGUGAAGGACAUCGUGGAGGCAGCCUCGCAGACCACCGAGGAGGACUUCAUCCAAAAGGGUGCGAUCACAUUCGCGCCGGUGGUGGAGCGCGAGUUCCCGGGCGUGGAGGCGGCGCUCUCGGAGUCCUUUAUCGACCUGCUGACGUCGGGUCGCGUGGCGCAGGUGCCCGUCAUGAUCGGCAGCACCGCCCUCGAGUUCACCGAACAGCGGCGCGCGGAGGACCUGCAGGCGUUCCUGCCGACCGCGCUGGGGCUGACGCGCGGCGGGCCCGAGGCGCUCGCGGCUGAACAGCGCCUUCACCAGCUCUACCUUAGCGGGGAGGAGCGCCUCGGCCGCGCCCAGCUGCUCUCCGACCUCCUCAUCAACGUGGACACGCACAGAUACGUGCAGUACCUAGUCAAGGCCACCAACAGACCUAUAUACUACUACAGAUUCGAAUACGUCGGCGAACUCAAUAUUUCCAAGAAAUUGUUCCCGAAGCUGGAGGAAGAGCUGAAGGGCGCGCUGCACGCGGACGAGCUCGGCUACCUGUUCAAUAUGGAGCUGCUGCGGGACGUGGAGCCCACGCCGCAGGAUGUCAAGAUGCGAGAGAGGAUGGUCAGGCUCUGGACGAACUUCGCAAAAGUCGGCAACCCCACUCCGGACGAGAGCCACUACCUGACGGUGCGGUGGCAGCCGGUGUCGGAAGGUACGGGCGAGGAGCUGCCCUGCAUGCGGCUGGCCUCCGAGCUGGCGCUUCUCCCCGAACCCGACGGCGACAGGAUGGCCUUCUGGGACGACCUCUACAGCAAGCACUUCAAGAUCUGGAACCUGUCCGACCAGACGACCACCACCCUGCCCUCCACCAUAGAGAUCGUCAGCUACGUUCAGCACCAGCACUCCGGCUCUCUCGUCGUAGAAGAGACCAUCGAAACUCUCGUGCAGACCAUGCACGAGACGCAGCAACAAGUACAGACCGACCCCGAGCCAGAAGUCGUCCCCGAACCUUCCGUACCGGAGCUUCCUUCUGAGCCCGCAUCCCAACCCGAGCCUGAACCUGUCGCGGCGCCGACCGUCGUGGACGCGCCACACGCACCUGAGCCCGCACCGCUCAACGGUGUAAAGGAGAGCCAAGUGAACGGCACCCACGACAGGAAGCCCAGGACCUCCAACGAAAUCAAAAUGGUGCAGAACAGCAACGGCCACCCCAAGGACGUCAUCCGCGCCAACGACCCCCCGGAGGACGACCUGCCCAAGAACAUAGGCGUCAACAAAUUCGUCAACUUCUUCGAGUCGCUCGGCGGCAAGAAGUGAACGCGAGACGUACAAUUUAGUCUUAACAGUAUUUAUAUAAAACAUUCCUUUUAAAUAUUAAGUGGUAUUGUUGUACAUUUCGGCAAAAAAAAAGGUUUUCGUUGUAAAUGAACGGUUCUAGUUGCCAACAUAACAAACCUGAGAUAAAAAUUUGUAAAAAAUUUAAUCAGACUUCGUGACUAAAUUAUUUAAUUAAAUUGUAAAAACUAUAAAAAAGAUAUAGUGAUGUUUAGUGCCUUAUUAUUUUAUUGCAAUUAUUAUUAUUUUAUGCUAUAUUAUGAAUAGACAUUUGAUUAUUUUACUGAUGACGGAAAAAUGUUUAGCUAUCAAAUAUUUAAAUACAUAGAUAUUUCUUAUAUAAAAUAAUAAAACAGUUUGUUUUUUGCUUUAUGUAUGUAUUUAAAUGUUUGAGAGCGUGUUGUAUAGAGUGCGGCGCGUGUACACAGUCACUGGCAGCAGCCGCGCGGACACAACCUGCCUAGUUGUUAUUACUGCUAACUUGUAACUGCUUAGUCAAUGAUGAGAAUAUGUGUAUUUUUAUAUAAUUAUAAUGAACCACAAAUAAAUCAUGUAAAAUAUU